This is a messenger RNA of Microthlaspi erraticum, 927 nucleotides long. NCBI's taxonomy places the organism in Eukaryota, Viridiplantae, Streptophyta, Magnoliopsida, Brassicales, Brassicaceae. The record is from the annotation of a GenBank genome assembly.
AUGGGAUCUACAAAUCUUGGUCUCAUCGUCAUCGUCUUCGUCUUCUGCGUCAUCUCUAAUCUACAAACGAUGGUUCACUGCGACAACAUUCAAGAUUUGGACGAUCUGAUCCGUUCAUACGCGGCACGUGCCACUACUAGAAGAAGACACACAGGUUCGUUAUACGAGAUUUCACUUCCGUCGAAUCUCUCCGACAUCAAUGCAUCGGUUGUUACGGUCCGUAACAGUAUGUUCUGGAGAAAAGGAGCAAACGUUAGUGGAAUUCACAUUCCUACGAUGGUUAAAACGACGCCGUACGCUAAGAGAAUAGCUUUGGUCUACGAGAGAUACGGUGAUCACUCUUCAUCGGUUUACUUCCGGUUAGCUGAUAAUUACUCUUUCGUUUCUCCGGUUAUUGGAUUCAACGCUUACGACGCGACGAACACGAAUGAUCUCAAAAAAUUGAAUCUAACCAUCAAGAGAGACAAACCAAUCUUGAUCAAAUUCGAUUCUCACGUUGAUGAUCCUCAAAUUAGAAGAAUCAAAUGCAUUGCCUUCGGAGAUAAUGGGUUGUGGAGUUUCAGCAAUACGACACGGAAUCACGAAUGUGCCACUACGAGUUCUCGUGGGCAUUACGCGCUUGUAGUACUAAACCAGAAUCCCAAACCGGAAUCGAAACCGGAGUUGGUGGUUCGGAGGAGGUGGUGGUGGUUUGCUUUAGCCGCGAUUGGAGUGUUGGUUAUCGUUGUUUUGUUGAUCGUUGUUGUGGUGAAGUUAGUGAGGAAGAAGAGGUUAAGAGAGAUGGAGAGAGAGUCGGAGAAGAGUGAGAUGAUCGGAAAUGUUUGGAUCGGUCGGAGUAGAAUGCCGGCGGCUGCGAUGGUGAGAACUCAGCCUUGUUUGGAAUAUAAUGAAGAAGAUCUUCCUUCUUCUUCUUCGAAUAUACCUUGA